Laetiporus sulphureus 93-53 is the source of this 600-nucleotide messenger RNA. RefSeq names its product Adaptor protein complex sigma subunit. The transcript is spliced from 5 exons. The record is from RefSeq and is a predicted model, not a curated record. Gene Ontology annotation, biological process: vesicle-mediated transport; intracellular protein transport. The coding region runs from base 1 to 600 and encodes 199 amino acids. NCBI's taxonomy places the organism in Eukaryota, Fungi, Basidiomycota, Agaricomycetes, Polyporales, Laetiporaceae. Gene Ontology annotation, cellular component: intracellular membrane-bounded organelle; membrane coat.
AUGAUACACGCGGUGCUGAUCUUCAACACCUCAGGCGUAGCGCGCCUCACCAAGUUCUACUCGCCCCUCCACCGCUCCGUGCAGGCACUGAUCCAGAAGAUAUUCGCCCUGGUCUCCGCGCGGGCGCCGGGAUUGUGCAACUUCCUCGAUGCACCAGAGCUCGAGAGCUUCUUGACGCCGCAGGAUGAGACGGGCGAGAAGCUGCGGGUCGUCUACAGGAACUACGCGACGCUGUAUUUCGUGUUCCUCGUUGACAGUGCGGAGAGUGAGCUGGGUAUCCUUGACUUGAUCCAGGUGUUUGUGGAGUCUUUGGAUCGCUCAUUCGAGAAUGUGUGCGAGUUGGACCUGGUUUUCCACUUCGACGAGGCAAAGGAUCAGGUGCACCAAAUUCUUUCUGAGGUGAUCCAAGGAGGGUUGGUCCUCGAGACGAACGUGGAGGAGAUCGACCGGCGCGUGCAAGAAGCAGCCAAAGCACGCAAGGAUUCAUAUGCUUCUGCCAACCCGCUCUCGCUUGGUGGCGGCGUGGUCGGUUCGAGAAACUCUGCGAUACCGACACUAGGAUGGUUGACGGAGAAGCUCGCCGGCGUCGGCUCUAGAUAA